Molecule: messenger RNA, 1200 nt
Organism: Morus notabilis
Lineage: Eukaryota; Viridiplantae; Streptophyta; Magnoliopsida; Rosales; Moraceae
Product: phospholipase A1-IIdelta
Exons: 1
Coding region: 1-1200 (399 amino acids)
Biological process (GO): lipid metabolic process
Molecular function (GO): glycerophospholipid phospholipase A1 activity
Source: RefSeq, a predicted model, not a curated record
AUGGGAGGGCCUUCUGGAGCCGCAGCUGAAUCUGAGCCUCCGGAAGUUCAUCCUCCGCUGCGGAAACCUCUGCGAGGCCACCUACGACUGCUUCAAUUCCAACGUCCUCUCUCGCAACUGCAGAAACUCCCGCUACCGCAAGGAAACCUUUCUCCACGACGUCGUGCUCGAAGAAGCGCCUCCAAUUACCAAGUCGUCGCAUUCCUCUACGCGACAUCCGGUAUCGGUGACCCGACAGAUAACGUUUUCUUCCACCCGGGCCCAGCGGUCCGUGAGGCAUGGGACCGCCAAUCCAACUGGAUGGGCUACGUGGCCGUCACCACGGACGAGGUAAGCCGUGCCAAUGGCUUCCGUGAGGUCUAUGUUGCCUGGCGUGGAACCGUCACCCCCUCUGAAUGGUAUACCAACAUCUUCAACUUAAGCCGCGAGUCCUCCAAGCGUCUGUUUUCUCCUUAUCGUCGGGAAGUUCAUGGUGGCGAGCCUAAAGUCCACGGUAGCUGGCUCUCGAUUUACACCUCGAUGAACAAGGAUUCGAUUCAUACGAAGCAAAGCGCGAGGCAGCAACUCCGUGACGUGAUCAACCAGAUAAGAGAGACGUACACGAACGAGAAGCUCAGCGUGGUGGUGACGGGGCACAGCCUGGGGGGAGCCCUGGUGACUCUGAGCGCUUUCGAUCUGGCCGAGCACAAAGUCGCCGGAGAGGACGUCCUGGUCUCGGCUUUCGUCUUCGGCUGUCCGCAAGUCGGCAAGGAGGAUUUCAAGAAGUUGGUGGACGAUCACUCAAAUCUCAAGAUUUUGCAUAUCCGUAACAAAAAGGACAUAAUUCCUGGCUUGCCUGAUGGAGACCAAUCGAUUUACGUCCCUACACAGACGGCUGAGCUGGUGGUCGAUUCGGACAAAUCGCAGUACUCGAAAUUGAAGUCGUAUUUUUCGCUAACCCAAAUGAAGGGAAAUUGGCACAACUUGGAGGCGACGAUGCACUUGGUGGCGUGGUGGAAUGGGAAAGACAAUGAGUUUGACAGUGCUCCGAAGGCCGAUAGGAGCUUGGCUUUGGUGAACAAGUGGUGCAACUAUCUCAAUGAUGACUACAAGAUUCCGGAGUCUUGGUGGAUUGAGAAGAACAAAGGAAUGAUGUUCGACCAGAUCAGUGGAGACUGGAUUUUGGAUCCACCCACAACCCCGCGCGCUGAUCGAAACUAA